Molecule: messenger RNA, 2615 nt
Organism: Xiphophorus hellerii (green swordtail)
Lineage: Eukaryota; Metazoa; Chordata; Actinopteri; Cyprinodontiformes; Poeciliidae
Product: NHL repeat-containing protein 3
Exons: 3
Coding region: 175-1242 (355 amino acids)
Molecular function (GO): protein binding
Source: RefSeq, a predicted model, not a curated record
GAACGCACCAAAUGAGUCCAGGAAGUGACUACUGUUAUUGACCUACUGAUUGACAUCCACACGGGACUUUAUCGUGCAUUUUAUUAAUCGUUAGAGGGGUUUUAAUUUGUGCUUCCGCACUGUGUCCUCGUCGAUUUGAAACAGAUUCUAUUUCCAGACACAGCGAGGCAGCAAAUGUUGAUAAAGAAGAGAAGCCAUUGGUGCCUGAUAGCUUCAGGUAUGGUGUCAUUAAUCCUGUUCGUGACGCUGCUGUACAACGGUAGCAGCGGCGGCGGGCUGCGCCGGAGCAGCUCCAGCCUGAGACAUGACUACCAGCUGAUGGGGAGACCGCUGUACAAACUGGACCUGGGCUGGCCCAAUAACCCGGAGAUCUUCACCGGAGAGGUGUUCUGUGUGGCUGUCAACCAGUAUGCGGCGGUGGUGUACGUAGCACAGAGAGGAGCUAAUGUCCCCAAGGUGCUGGUCUUCACCACAGAAGGAGAGUUUCUCAUGUCGUGGAACACAACCACUCUGGAGAUGCCUCAUGGGAUGUUUUUAGCAGACGCAUCCUCCAAAGAUCCCACCAUUUGGAUCACUGACGUGGGGGACGGUCCGUAUGGCCAUUCCAUCAAACAGUACUCCCCAUCAGGAAAGCUUUUGCAGGUGCUUGGGACUCCAGGUAAAGCAGGUUCUGGGUUGGACCCUCUGCAGUUUGACCAGCCAGCUGAGAUUUUUGUCCAUGAAUCUGGGGAAAUGUAUAUUGUGGACGGUGAUGGAGGCAUGAACAACCGCCUCAUCAAGCUCUCUAAGGACCAGAAAGUGUUGUGGAUGCAUGCAGAGAAAGGACAAGGUCUGGCUCAGUUCUACAUUCCUCACAGCGUGACAGUGGAUAGUGCCCAGAGAGUGUGGGUGGCUGACAGGGGCAACAAAAGGAUCCAGGUGUUUAACUCCAUUACAGGGGACUGGCUGGGCACAUGGGGCAGCUGCUUCACAGAGGAUGCACCCUACUCUGUUCGCCUGACUCCAGACAAAAAAUAUUUUGUUGUUGUACAGCUAAACACCAAUCAGAUUACACUGCUGGAUGCACCACCUGUUGGGUUAAUUGGUCAGUGCAAAGUGGCAAGCGUCAUCCAGCUGGCGGAAGAUGUGAAGCCCCACCUGGUUGAUCUGGAUCUAAAGGCCGGAGCUUUGUACGUGGCAGAGAUCGGAGCUCAGCAGGCUCAGAAGUUCACCCCCUUCAGUCUGGGUGGAAGUUUGCUUUGAAUGCAUGCUGGGUUAAAACUGAAAUAUUGAAUUGGAAGAGCUCAGAUGUAACUGAGAUUCCAGUUUUAAAAUGUGCCAGGAUGUCAGUAAGAUUUCUAAUUAUGAUUUAGAAAGUUAAAAAAAAUCAAUAAAUAAAAUCCUCUCAUGCUUAAUAUUAGAUGUCCUAUAUAUCGUCUGGUAAAUCUUGCUCUAAGAAAUCUUGCUGUGAACUGAAAGUUUACCAAUUGUUUGAAUGGCCUUUAUUGUUUCUGCUGUUUAGUGCGGUUAUGUCCCUGCCAGUUUGCACUGCUUGAAUACAUCAAAAUCCAUAUGAAGAUGAGGAGUUUUUUUUUUUCAUCCUGCUGUUGACACUUGAAGCUGUUUGUAUUCAUGCUGACUCAGUUUGUACCUUACAAGAUUUAACCUGACACAUUUAUUCUCAGUGACAUGACCCAUGUUUCAACUUUAUAAUGGGAAUUGUUUUGCACUUUUUUUUCUAUCAGUCAGUGUUUUUUCUGAUGGAAUGCUUGUAAUUUACAUGUAAAAGUAAUCGUACCGUAAGUAAGCUUGUAAGUGGUGAAAGUGAAAAGAAUAGUUGAUAUUUCUCUGUGGUUCAAGGCUGAACCAACUGUCUAAAAGAAUAAUAUGGGUUUGGAAUUGAGGCCCUGGUUUACUUUGAAGUACAGUUGUUCUGUUGGCAUUAAGGUGUAAAGACAUGAUGCUCUUUUUUUAAAUGAUUUUGUGUGCUUAUCAAUUUUUUUUAUUCUUUUGUUCGUGAUUAAAAUCAGGGAUAUUAAUGAUCGAUACAUUGUAAAAGUAUAAUUGUUCUGUUCUCUUGGUUUUAGUAUUUAGAAAUGAGUUUCUAUGAAAUUAUUGUGAAUUAUAGUUCCCAUGGCUGUGGUCGAAAAAUUUUGUAUGACUCCUAACUUCUUGAAAAUGAAGAGAAGUGAGGAUGGUGGAAGCUAACCGCUAGCGACACCAUCUGUAGCUGGCGUUAGCUAUUUAGACAUCUCAGUCUGUUAAUGUUCACUAACAUGAUAAAGUAUACCAUUUUAUUAACAUCUUUAGUUUUAAACUGCUUGUCAGUUAAAACAAUGUAGAUCAGGAAAAAUGUAUCCACAUUUUCAAGAAAAUCAAUCUUUUUACUACAGACAAAGGAUCUAUUACUGUAAUGUUUUAUAGAACCUCACUUAAAUAUUGAGGUUGAAACCUGUGUUUUAUUUAAAUGUUUUAAGAUUUUUUUUUCCUAUUGUCAUUGUUGUCAUAAAGCCUGCAAUUUCCUUCAAUGUUGAGGGUUUUCAUUUUAAGGACAUAGAUAAAUUAAUGUCAAUGUCAAAAUCAUUACAUAUCAUAUCACUAUGUAAUAAACAAAAUUAAGGCAGAAUGUGAAAGCA